Carassius auratus (goldfish) is the source of this 745-nucleotide messenger RNA. Its product is annotated as calcium-binding protein 5-like. Lineage: Eukaryota; Metazoa; Chordata; Actinopteri; Cypriniformes; Cyprinidae. Gene Ontology annotation, molecular function: calcium channel regulator activity; calcium ion binding. The coding region runs from base 26 to 535 and encodes 169 amino acids. The transcript is spliced from 6 exons. Gene Ontology annotation, cellular component: cytoplasm. The record is from RefSeq and is a predicted model, not a curated record.
CACAGAACACAGACAGCUGUCAGAUAUGAGUCUGGGGCCGGCGUGCAUUUUCCUGAGAGGAGCUAAAAACAUUGCGCGUCCACUCAGUGACGAGGAGAUAGACGAGCUGCGCGAGGCAUUCACUGAGUUUGAUAAGGACAAGGACGGUCUGAUCAGCUGUAAAGAUCUGGGAAACCUGAUGAGGACCAUGGGCUACAUGCCCACUGAGAUGGAACUGAUUGAACUUAGCCAGAACAUCAACAUGAACCUUGGAGGAAGUGUAGACUUCCAGGAUUUUGUUGACCUCAUGGCCCCGAAGCUGCUGGCAGAAACAGCUGGAAUGAUCGGACUAAAAGAGUUAAAAGAUGCAUUUAGAGAGUUUGAUAUGGAUGGUGACGGCUCUAUCACCAUCGAAGAACUGAAGCAUGCCAUGCUAAAACUGCUUGGAGAAAAUCCAAACAAGAAGGAAAUAGAAGCCGUGGUCCGAGAAGCAGACAACAAUGGAGACGGGACCGUUGAUUUUGAGGAGUUUGUCAAAAUGAUGUCGAAAAAUUGAGAAAACACCUGAGACACUAAAGAAGACCUAAAACUCACUCCAAAGAAGAAAAAGACAGAGUCAGACAGCCAACAAAAUCACUGGCGACAGUACUAUGCAUAUGGGAACAUUAUUUUAUACCAUUUUGUUUGUGUAUUUUUAUCUUACUCUUUGAGUGCCACUUUGUUUAGCUUCACUGUUACAUGACCUUAAACACUGAAUCCUCCUUAA